UUGGAUCCAUUGUGGAAUUAGAACCAGAAUGGUGUGUAUAUAUACCACUACCUAAUGUCAUCUCCUUCUUCAAACUAGUACUAACUAUUCUUCAUUUCUCCUUCAACAACACUCUAAACUUAUUUUUAAGAAACACUUUUUAGUGUCAUAAAACAACAACAAAGACAUUGAACAAGAAAAAAAAAACAUGAAGUAUGUUCUUGUAACUGGAGGAGUUGUCAGUGGACUUGGUAAAGGUGUUACAGCAAGUAGUAUUGGUUUACUUCUCAAAGCUUGUGGACUUCGUGUCACUGCUAUCAAAAUCGAUCCUUACUUGAACACAGAUGCUGGAACAAUGUCACCUAUUGAACAUGGAGAAGUUUAUGUCUUGGAUGAUGGUGGUGAGGUGGACCUGGAUCUUGGAAACUAUGAGCGCUUUAUGGAUGUUAAGUUGACCCGUGAUAAUAACAUAACUACAGGAAAGGUUUACCAGUCUGUCAUUGAUAAGGAGAGAAGAGGAGACUAUUUAGGAAAAACUGUACAGGUUGUCCCUCAUAUAACUGAUGCUAUUCAAGAUUGGAUAGAAAGAGUGGCCCACAUACCAGUGGAUGGAAAAGAAGGUCCAGCUGAUGUAUGUGUCAUAGAAUUGGGUGGAACCAUAGGUGAUAUUGAGUCCAUGCCUUUUAUUCAAGCAUUAGGACAUUUUUCAUAUAGAGUAGGUGCUAGCAACUUUUGCUUGGUUCAUGUGAGCCUUGUUCCUGUUUUGAAUGUUGUUGGUGAACAAAAAACAAAACCAACUCAACAUAGUGUGAGAGGACUUAGAAGCCAAGGGCUGACUCCACAAAUCUUGGCAUGCCGCAGCACAAUGGCACUAGAUGAGAAUGCUAAGACGAAACUUUCUCAAUUUUGUCUACUUCCGGGGGAAAAUAUAAUUACUCUUUAUGAUGUUCCCAACAUAUGGCACAUUCCUUUGCUUUUAAGAGAUCAGAAGGCUCAUGAAGCAAUAUUUAAAGUGCUGAACCUAACAGGUAUGACUCAAGAGCCUAAUUUAGAGGAAUGGACUUGUAGAGCCGAGUCUUCAGAUUUACUUCAUGAACCAGUUCGUAUAGCGUUAGUCGGGAAAUAUACAUGCCUUUCAGAUUCCUAUCUCUCAGUUCUAAAGGCCUUAAUUCAUGCUUCUGUUAGCUGCCACAAGAAACUUGUUGUGGACUGGAUUUCAGCUGCCAACCUUGAAAACACGACUGCGAAAGAGAAUCCUGAUGUUUAUAAGGCAGCAUGGAAGUUAUUAAAGGGUGCUGACGGUAUUCUUGUUCCUGGAGGCUUCGGUGAUAGAGGAGUGCAAGGAAAAAUUAUCGCAGCUAAAUAUGCUCGAGAAAACAGAAUUCCAUACCUUGGCAUUUGCCUUGGAAUGCAAGUUGCUGUCAUAGAAUUUGCGCGAUCCAUGCUUGGUUUAAAAGAUGCUAAUAGUACUGAAUUUGAUCCGAAUACCAAAAGUCCAUGCGUCAUAUUUAUGCCUGAGGGAUCAAAAACACAUAUGGGAGGCACCAUGCGUCUUGGAUCAAGGAGGACAUAUUUCCAGACCAAGUUAUGCAAAUCUGCAAAACUGUAUGGCUGCAAAAGCUUCAUUGAUGAGAGACAUCGGCAUAGAUAUGAGGUGAACCCUGAUUUGGUAACUAGCCUUGAAAAUUCCGGUCUUUCCUUUACCGGAAAGGACGAAACUGGUCAACGCAUGGAGAUUGUUGAGAUACCGAAUCAUCCUUAUUUUAUCGGCGUCCAAUUCCAUCCUGAGUUUAAAUCAAGACCAGGAAAACCUUCUCCUGUUUUCUUAGGGUUUAUAGCAGCAGCAUGUGGACAACUUGAAGCUGUUUUACAACACUCUUCAAGGGGAGUAAGCAGUGAUAUCGCAUCGGUCAAAACAUAUCAAAAUGGAUCGGCAACAAAACCACAAGCUUUUAGGCCAGAAUAUAUUUAUGGCAAUGGCAAUGGAAAUGGGUUUCAUUACUAAAUGGUUUUAUAACUACUACUAGUGUUUACUUGAUGUGUUAGAAAAUUUAAGGUUAAUUGGUAAAAUAUGGUGUUUGUUAAGAGAAGAUGUUUGUACAGUAAAAAAAAAUUGAAAGUUGGUAGGAAUUAGAGUUAAGGAGGAUGAUGAUACAGAGAGAGAUGAGCAUUGAUCCCGGUCUUUUUAAUGGGGGCUAGCUCUUUUAACUAAGUUUUACAAGUGUUUCUGAGUUUGGAACUCUUCAUGUUUGUAAUGGAUUCUUCAUGUUUUAGUGCAAUAGUACUACUGCCUUUGUUUUUUUUUU
Vicia villosa (hairy vetch) is the source of this 2285-nucleotide messenger RNA. RefSeq lists its product as uncharacterized. Bases 188 to 1984 code for a protein of 598 amino acids. The record is from RefSeq and is a predicted model, not a curated record. Gene Ontology annotation, molecular function: CTP synthase activity; identical protein binding. The transcript is spliced from 19 exons. NCBI's taxonomy places the organism in Eukaryota, Viridiplantae, Streptophyta, Magnoliopsida, Fabales, Fabaceae. Gene Ontology annotation, biological process: CTP biosynthetic process; pyrimidine nucleobase biosynthetic process.